AAAUUUGAGUCGAAAAUCCACUCUGUACUAAACCAUAAUCUACACCCUAACAAUCUGAUUGAAGAAAACAGCAGAUGAAGAUCCAGUGCGAUGUCUGUGACAAGGCGGAGGCGUCAGUCUUCUGCACCGCCGAUGAGGCCGCUCUCUGUGACGCCUGUGAUCACCGCGUCCACCACGCCAACAAGCUCGCAUCUAAACACCAACGCUUCUCCCUUCUCCACCCUUCGUCCACCAAACAAUUCCCUCUUUGUGAUGUCUGUCAGGAGAAACGGGCGUUCUUGUUCUGUCAGCAAGACAGAGCGAUUUUAUGCAGAGACUGUGACGUUCCAAUUCAUACAGCUAACGAACACACCAAGGAGCAUAACAGGUUUCUUCUUACAGGGGUGAAGCUCUCUGCCACCGCCGCAGUUUACACACCGCCCUCUGGCGAUUCUGUUCCGGACUUCAAGUUUCAUCCCCUUAAGAUGAAACCCGUCUCGGUUUCUCCGGUGGCUUCUAACCCAUCUCCGGUUGCUAAAAAUUCAACCGUAGCAGCAGCUAACAUGGCUGCUACUGGCGGAGAUAACCAGUUUGCAAUUUCAGAGUACUUGAUGGAGGUGCUUCCCGGCUGGCACGUUGAAGAUUUUCUUGAUUCCUCCUCUGCUCCUCCUUUUGGUUUCUGUAAGAGCAAUGAUGCGAUGCUGCCGUUUUUGGGUGAGAGCAACGUAAUAACUUUCUCGUCGAAAAGUUCGAGUAGUUCGGUGCCCCAGUCGCCGUCUCUGUCGAUGUAUCCUUCCCACCAAUGUUCUUCUCAAUUUGGUGGGCAAAUUGUUUCGAAGGAGAUUACAGGCAUGGAGACAAGCAGGAGAUGGACGGAUGAUGGCUUUACUGUCCCACAAAUCAACCCUCAAUCCAAAAGGUCUAGGCUUCUUUGGUAGGAUCAAAUUCAAGAAAAAAAUUUAAAAAUUCUUGUUCUCUUUCUUUCCUUUUAAAACCAUGCAUGUGGGUUUCGAUCUCCGAUUUGAAUUCAGCUUGAUGUUUCGUUUAUUUCUUCCGCAGUUUUGUUCAAUCAGUCUUUCUUUCUUUUCCUUUUUUGUGCUCUGCAAAUGUCAACGCAGACUUUCUCUGUAAAUAUCAGCCUCAAAUUCUCAAUCCAACCUGUAAAAUUUUGUUGUUGUCUCGUAAUAAUUUAGACAUUUUUAU
Rubroshorea leprosula is the source of this 1182-nucleotide messenger RNA. NCBI's taxonomy places the organism in Eukaryota, Viridiplantae, Streptophyta, Magnoliopsida, Malvales, Dipterocarpaceae. The record is from the annotation of a GenBank genome assembly.